Mya arenaria is the source of this 579-nucleotide messenger RNA. Its product is annotated as interferon alpha-inducible protein 27-like protein 2B. The coding region runs from base 87 to 380 and encodes 97 amino acids. Gene Ontology annotation, biological process: apoptotic signaling pathway. The transcript has 3 exons. Gene Ontology annotation, cellular component: mitochondrion; membrane. Lineage: Eukaryota; Metazoa; Mollusca; Bivalvia; Myida; Myidae. The record is from RefSeq and is a predicted model, not a curated record.
CUAGGUACUGUUCAUAACCUAUAUUUUGUUUUAAAAAUUUACAAAGAGUAAGAACGUUAUUAUUUCGCAGUCAGGAUUUAUAGAGAAUGGAUUUUAAGCAUAUGUUCGAUUUUGUAUGGCCUAAACCGAGCCUUUUGAGUAUGAUAUUUGGUGUCAUCGCGAGUGUUGCAACACUAGUCGGUUUCCCUGCUGCUUUAAGCGCCCUCGGAUUUGGAUCUGCCGGCGUCACUGCUGGGUCUUUCGCGGCUGGGAUCCAGGGGACAUCCGUGGCAUCCGGAAGUUUAUUUUCGCUUGCGCAGAGCACAGGAGCGGCGGGGCUAGCUUUCGGGACAAAGGCUGUCUUGUUUGUAGGAGGAGCGAUUGUAGGGAUUUUUGUUUGAUAUUUCGUCUAUGUAACUAUGGACGUUCGUCACUGAAAAUUACGUCAUGAAUAUAUCACAACAUUUGAAUUUAUCUUACCGGAUAUGACGUCAUUAUUUAACAGAUUUAAAAUUAUGUUAAAAAUAUAGUGUUUUUGUUGUUAUUCUUAUUUUAAAUCAUCUUUGAAUGCAUUCUUCUUAUAAAUCAAAUAAAAACGUU